UGUAACUUUCAUAUCGAAUAGCUGUGAGUCCUUAUGUGCAUCAAAUCCUUAGAAAAUAAGCAUAUGUGCCUAUUCUGGAGGUAAAAGGCGGAAAUCAAUACCUGUACAGCUUAUCAGACAAAGGUUCGUGCGGCCGGCCGAAGGUAGUGUGUCGGGCUGCCGGCAGAGGGACGAGGGUCGGAAUAUUUUUGAGCAAAAAAUUAUCUAAAUAAAAUUCGAAAGGCGCCAUAGUGACUGGGUUCAAGGUAAGGGGAGGACGUAGGAGUCGUUUUGGAUCGCGCCUGUACCACAAGAGACGGGGAAAACAGUGAUAAUAACGGUGAAAUCAGUGUUUGGGAGGAAGGUAAUCUUGACCCUCCUUACAACUCGACCCAAAAACAAAAAAAAGAAAAAAAGAAUUAACAGGAAAAUGAAAGCACACUCGACGAUUAAUCGAAUUUGAGGGAGGAGGAGAGAGUCUUGGCUCGACCACUGCAGUAGACCCGCUAUUUAUGUCUCCUAAGUCAAGUGGAGCACCAUGGGGAAGGGGUGACACACCACUCAUAUCUGGGAUCUUAAGAAUGUGAAGCAGCUGGGGAACAUGAGCAUCAGAGAGGGUAAAGCUGGGAGGCGGAGCGAUUCUGUGUGGUCUCACUUUACCAAACGCUGGACUGAUGAAAAGCAUUAUGUUGUGAUUUGUAUUCACUGUAAGCAGAGGGUUAGUGCAAAAGUUGACAGGCUGAGGAGACACUUGCGGAAGUGUAUCUCGUGUUACAUUAUCCCAAAACCUGACAUUGAGGGAAUGGAGGACUGUCUGUUGGCCGGCUCUAGUGAUCCUCAGCCAAUAGCCUCUGAGUGUCCCUCUGUAGACGCUUCCUCCUCCGGGCUUUCUCCUCCAUGGAAAGUGGAGAAUGUCCUUAUUGAUAGUAAGGAUUCUCCUCACUCCCCGUCCGCAAUGGCGAACCAGCAGUACUGCCUCAAGUGGAACAACCAUCAGUCAAACCUGCUACGAGCCUUUGACCGCUUGUUGCAGUCCGAGUCGUUCACUGAUGUGACGCUGGCUUGCGAGGGCAAGUCUCUGCGGGCACACAAGGUUGUACUGUCAGCAUGCAGUAGCUACUUUGAGCAGUUGUUUGAGGAACAUCCAGAUAAAUCUCCCAUCAUAAUCUUGAAAGACAUGAAGUUCACACACGUCUCACAGUUGGUGAAUUUCAUGUACCGGGGAGAAAUCAAUAUUACCCAGGACAUGUUGUCAGGCCUCCUAAAAACUGCUGAGACCCUGAAGGUAAAAGGUCUAGCAGAGGUGUCUGGGGACCAACCAAUACCACAGACAGCAAACCCAGUCCCACCCAUCCUACGGCUUGGGGCUACCAUACCCCAGAUGAUGCCUCCCACCUCCUCCCCUCUCACCACAGCCCUCAAUGCACCACUGGUCACACCUCCCACCCUGGCCCCCCUUGCAGCACUGCUCAAUCCAGAGGCAUUGGUGCAUUUUCAGGGUCUAGGCCUGGAUGAACGGCGUGCAAACCUUCUCAAGAGAAUGAGCCAGGAACAUGAGGCAGGAGUGGCUGGUGUUAGCAGUGGUGCAGCAGUACCAAGUGCAGGUCUUAGUGGAGGUGGGGGUGCCUCUACCCAUGAACCACCUCUAAAGAUGCCACGUCAUGAACGGGAGGAAGAGAAUGACAGCCAUCAGCAACAGCAGCAACAACAGAAACAGCAACAGCAGCAACAGCAGCAGCAACAGCAACAACAACAGCAACAACAACAGCAGCAGCUUCCCCACUCCUCAUUGUUUAUGAGUCCACAGGAUAAGAUUCCCACUACCAGCUCCUCCAUGCAGAAUGUACUCACUCCCAUUCCCCAAGAACUGACCGUCAACGCCCGCCAAGAGUUACCGGACUUCUUGAAGUCCUACACCGUCUUCAAGCUGAACGACUAUCUCGGAUUCCGCACACGGCAGCAGUUCUGGGAGGAACCUGCUGUUAGACGCAUCCUGGAGGGGAUCAAGAACAAAGAAAUUGAUAUGAAAAGUGCAGCUGAACUUCUCGGUGUGUCGUAUGGGACCUUGUAUGGGCGGUAUCGAGAAGUCUUUGGGUAUCUCAAACAUUCUUGGGUGAACAAGCAGGGACGAGGUAGUGGAACACCCCAGAAGGAGCGAUCCAUAUGGGAGGAAGCCCGGGCACAGGAGCUCAUCCAGAGAGUACUCAACAAGGAGCUCUCCUUGACAGCUGCAGCAGUGAGGCUGGGGGUGGACACAAACACCUUCUUUGCCCACCUUACUGAUAAUGGGAAGAACAAGGGGAGGAUGGCACUUCUUCUUGGCACUGAUGGUACCACCACAACCACAACCACAACACCCACAACAACCACAGCCAAUGACUCCACAGUAGCUGCCACCAACGCCAACACUAACCACAGUGAAGACUCAGCAAAUGCCUCUUUGGUGGAUCCUAUUGGUGAGGAUUCAAACCCCUCAGGUAACAAUGUUGGUGGGGGCCAAGGAAGUGAUGACAGCAAUGCAGAGAGUCUGGCAGACAACAUGGAAGUGGAAGUUAAUGGGGAAAAAGGAGACAAUGAGGAGUCAGAGAUGGACAAUUCAAGAGAAAUGAGAACCACUAUGGAUCUUCAGGAAAAUACAGGUGAGGAUCCCCAGGAGACCUCACCCCACAACACAGAAACCUUCCAGUCCAUAGUUGAGGAUGAUGGAAAUGUAUAUGCUGAUGCCUCUUAAGGUGUGGAGUCAAUUUUAUGACUGCAGUCUUGUUUUAGAUUGAGUUUGAAAUUAAUCAAGCACAAUUCACCCUCCCCUUCCACUUACUUACCACUGCUAUAUGGCAUAAGACAGAAGUUGGAGAAUGUGAUGUAUUGUAAUCAUAUACUGUCUGUGGUCCACAGAUGUUUGUGGUAUAGUGAUUCAAGUUAGGAGUGUGUUUGAUGCUGGAAUGGCUGAACUGGAAAUGUAUGAUACCAAAUGUGUGUGAUAAGAAGUUAGCAAAGGAAAUGAUGAAUAAGAAAAGAUAAAGGAACAGUGUAUGAUUUCUCAAGGAUGGUCUUUGUCUAAAUAAUUGUUUGUUCUUUGGCAUGUGCUGCCAAGGAAGAAGAGCAAGUUGCAUAUCUUUAUUUUGGGCUCAAGAUACUGUAUGUCAUGAGAAGCUCAGAGGCAUUAUCCUCACGCCAUAGCGUUUGAUAUGGUACAAGUAAUGGUACAACAAGGCUAAGGAUUUUUAUUCAGUAUGGUAGAAAUAGUUUUAUCAAAGUGAUGUAGACACUGUAAAAGGUACCUCAACUACAGUGAGUUGGCAAGUAAGCUUGUGUUUUGAAGUGUGGCUCCAGUAUGGUUUUCUUGCUCUAGUAAGGGCAAUUCAACUAAAUGUGUUGAAGUGCCAUGAUUAUUUUCUACUUUCCCAGAAUGAUGUGUGUUGUAGAGACCGCAUUUUUAUAUUGUGAUAACGUACAUGGACCUACAUCAGAUGUUAUUUAGAUGUUACAGUUUUCCCUAAAUAAUAUAUUAAUUUCAAAAGAAUAAAACCUGCCUAUUUAACUGUAUUGAUAGUUCAUUCUUUGAAAAAUUAAGUGUAAAGUGAUGUUUUUCUGCAUGAUGUAUUUUUUCCAAGGUUUCUGUAUCAAAGGUUAUUCUGCUUACAUUGAGCAGCUUAUGCAACAUGGCUUUGACAAGUAGGUCAAAGAAAGUGGCAAUAUUAUGUGAACCCCAAAGAUUUAUCUAAAGGAUUCUUAUCUAAGCAUGCCAUUUAAUGGUUCAAGCCUUAUAUAAGGAUGCCAGUUAUAUUAACUUCAGAAUUUUAUAGUGGUGUUUACUGUUGCUGGUAUUCAUAGGGUAUUUAUAAUAUAAUUGUGAAUUAGUUGGUAAAAAGCAAAACAACCAUGAUAUUGGUAUUUUCAGUUUAUCUUUUUUAUAUUAGUUUUCUUUUACUUUAUUUUUGUUUAAUUUUGUUUUUUUAAUUUACUUAUUUUAUUUUAAAAUUAACAUCUAUAUACCUGACAGGAAUCAGACCUUCAUUUUGGUUGUAAGAGAAUGUCACCUGUUGUGUGAAAGACUGAGGCAAAUAAGGUCUUAAUUAUCCCUUAAAGCAGAGUUAGUACCUCAUCUUUGAUUUCAGCUAUAGAUAUGGACUUAUCAUUGUUGUAGGUUUCUGAUAUUUUAGUGUUUAUUAAUGAAGGGAGGUGAGUUGGGGCAAACUCUUUGGCUACUUGACGUACUGAAGUCGCUUGUUGUUUAGAAAAAAAUUCUGACAGCCAUGAAGUUUGUAGCAUAGUAUGUAAUUACUUAUCACAUUGUACGUAAUGCUGGAGUGCAUAUUUUUACAGGGAUGGGCUUAGCUGAUCCCAUAGUUUGAUAAGAAUUAUGAAGCAUGGGUUUGCAUGUAUGCACUGUGUUAGUAGUUGUGCAUUCAUAGUUGUUGUUUCUAUGUUGACAUGUAUUGAUUGUUACCACUACUCUUUUGCCUAACCACCAAGAUUUUCUCUCGAGUGUUAUCUGCUUCACUCAAGGCGUCAGUCUAUCUGACAUUCCAUGGGCGGGGCACACAGGCUACGUAAGAUAGAGGCAGGUGUGGUUGUUUGUUAUGGGAAGCACAGGCUUGUUUCCAAAGAUUGUUUUUCUAGCAUUGAAAAUGUGUUUGUGAGAUGGUUUGGCCUUUAUGAAGGGGAUAAUUUAUAAAAGAUACAAAGGUUUUGUACUUGCAACUUAACGUCUCUGCCAGCAUAGAAUUUGAUAUUCUCUUUAUUUGUCUGUUUACGUCCACAAAGACAGAUUGUUUAUGAGAACAAUCAUCAUGUGCAUGUAAAGCCUGUAGAUGUUUCAAAGUACGGUACAGUGAACACAUGCAAAAAACACUUGAGAACAAAUGCUUUGCUGACCAUGUGAUGAGAUGGCCAUCAAAACCAGUGAUUGAACCUCUUUUUUCAUCUCUCUGUUCCAAAGAAAAUCAAAACAUUUUGUUAUAUUGUGCCCAAUUCACUUCACAUUUACUCUAAUGUAGUUUGGUUCAUUUGCUCAUUAUUGAUAGUUUUUUUUUAAUAAUUAGGUUAACAUAUGAAGCAUUAUACUUAACCUAUUUUAUUGUCCAAGAUUUGUGAUGCUUUGCCAGUUUCAUAGUCAUGAGCACAAGGAUUUAUCAUUGUUCACAUUUCUCUUAAGGGGGUUUUCAGAUAGAUUGUAGAGGAAAGUGACUGAUAUUCAGACAGCUAGGAGGGCGUGCAUAGAAGGCUAGUCUGCAUGACCACAUGUGACCCAUUGAAGUUCUCGAGUUUUAUUUAAGGAAAGCUUCAUGGGCUCCUUGAUUGUACAAGUACACUCAGACUGUUGGAUGAACUGUGUUUGCCUCAUCAAAGAUGAUUUAUCUCUUUAUUCUAGGUAUAGUUCAUGUUUGCAGUUAUUUUGUAUCCAGACUUUUCUCUCCACACAGAAAGGUUCGUUGUUAAAGGUGUGCCUGGUGCGUACAAAUUUUAAAAAUUUCUCAUCUACUUCAGUGUGUUUGUAAGUAUUGUGUAUUUUUUGCUAUUCAGAGUUUGUCUGUCUGUGGGAUUCUUUUAAGGAAAGGAUUAUGUAGAUGAUGCAUUUUGUUUAAAUUAUCCUUUAUAUGUGCUAAUAUUGGGUUCAGUCCAUUAUAAUUGCGUGAUAUGAAUUUGUCAUAUGAUAAUAUAGGUUCCAUUGAUAUAAUCAGUUUGACUUAUGAUACCUUAAUUAUUUAAUAACCAAAUGGAGAGUGAAGACCUUUUGAUACAAAAUUUUGCUCCAUUUUUCAUUGAUUAGCUCAAUAAAAAAAAUAAAUAAAAAAAUAGAUAAUCACUGUAUUAGAUACAAUUAUCAUAAAGCUUUUAGGACCAAAGGUAAUGAGCUGCCAUUUUCAAUGUAACCUAUCAGUCAUUUAUUCUCCAAAGUGGCCUUAAACAAGGGGUGUGAGAUAAGCAACACACCAAAGCACGUUCCAGAAAACACAGCAACGAGCCUUCUCUCUCUAUCUCUGUCUCUCACAUUUUCACUAUGUAGUAGUAGUGUAAGAUGCUUUGUUUAACGUGUGGCACACCACCUUGAUUAAGUUGGUUAGUUCUAUUAAGGCUUAUUUGCCAUCUAGUUAGUUGGAUAAAUAACUCUUUUCAGAACUAAUGUACCUAAUUUAAAUUUAGUGGUCUUGGUAAAUGCUAUAUAUAUACGUAUAUAUAUUGUAUAUCUUUUUCUAUUACAGUGUAAGUCAAUGUUCAUACACUUCAGAAUGCCUUGUUCCUUAGGGUGCCUUAAAGCAUAUUGUAUAUUACUAUUUUUUGUAACAUAACUGGGACACCUUGAGGUAAACAAUGGGUAAUUAAGGCCUAAUUAGCCAUUAGGUAUGUAUAACAAUAUAAUUACAGGAAUGCAAGUGUAUCACAUAGUCACUAAUUCUAUUAUUAUUUUGUACUAUGCUGAUUUCUCAAGUUUAACAACUGUGAACUCUUUACCAAAGUAUUAAUAUUUAAUUAUCAUUUUACUCUAGCUUUAUGAAUAACUGUGGCCAUUAUUAUUAAAUUUAUAUAUAUAUAUAUAUAUAUAUAUAUAUAUAUAUAUAUAUAUAUAUAUAUAUAUAUAUAUAUAUAUAUAUAUAUAUAUAUAUAUAUCAUAUAUACAUAUAUAUAAAUAUAUGUAUGAUUACACAGUCUUUACAUUUGUUUUAUUUUAAAUUGAUCACAUUGGUAUUUCACAUAUCAACUGUAGUAACCAUUAAGUAUUUUUAAACCUGCUUUAUAACUAAUUCCAUUUCAGGGAUGAGCUCUUAUGGAUAGUAUGUCUUGAGUUACAGUAUUUUAACAGCUAGAAAGGAUGGUUUGGCAUCAAGCUCAUUGUCAAGAUAGUGUUGGAAGAAGGAAUGCAGAGUAAUUAGAUGUGACCCUUAAACAUACAGUAGUAAAAAUCGAACAUGGAACAUGAAAUUUUGGAUUGUGGAACUCUUACAACAGCUUCUGAAUCCUUUGCUUCUCUGUGCCGAAGUUUCAGAAAGUUGAGGCUGUCUGUCACCCUGUAGGAAGUUGAAGGUAGUGUUGUGAAGCCUUGCAGCUCUCUGUUUACCACUCAUGUCAGUGUCAACCAGUUCACCAGUCUUGUAUUAAGGUGUUUCAUGUUCGUUUUUUCUUUUCUUUUCUUUCUUUUUUUUUUUUUUUUUUUUUUUUUCCUCAAUUUUUUUUAUAUAAAACAUUUUAUUUUUGACCCAAUUAUGAAACUUAAGCCAUGUACAUAUAUUUUUUGUCUUGAAAGCCCACUAUCAUCUUUGGGUAUAAGGGUCAUAUAUAUUAAGUUUAUAAUUUUUUAUAUGUAUGCAUAUAAAUCAAUAAAAUUAUGAUAAAUUUA
Scylla paramamosain (green mud crab) is the source of this 7318-nucleotide messenger RNA. Its product is annotated as protein jim lovell-like. Gene Ontology annotation, molecular function: DNA binding; protein binding. Bases 581 to 2710 code for a protein of 709 amino acids. Gene Ontology annotation, cellular component: nucleus. The transcript has 10 exons. The record is from RefSeq and is a predicted model, not a curated record. Lineage: Eukaryota; Metazoa; Arthropoda; Malacostraca; Decapoda; Portunidae. Gene Ontology annotation, biological process: regulation of transcription by RNA polymerase II.